Molecule: messenger RNA, 447 nt
Organism: Anoplophora glabripennis (Asian longhorned beetle)
Lineage: Eukaryota; Metazoa; Arthropoda; Insecta; Coleoptera; Cerambycidae
Exons: 1
Source: RefSeq, a predicted model, not a curated record
GAUCAGCAAGACCCCCAAAAACCAACAAAAGCCAAUAUAAUUGACUGGCAACUGGCGGAAAGGGGAUCACCAGUUUUGGACUUGGCGUAUUUCCUCUUCACUUGUGGCUCUACGGAAGUUAUCAUAAAUUACCCAACGCAUCUAAAAACAUAUCACGAUGCUCUUACCGAAAGUUUAACUAAACUGUCUUGCAACGUUGGCGAUCUAUAUCCAUUCGAGUUAUUAGUAGUUCAGUGGCACAAGUACUCAAAAUUUGGACUUUUUAUGGCCCUGAUUAUGAUAAAAUUUAUGUUGAGUGAGAAAGACGAAGUACCCGAUAUCAGCCAAAUGGCUAAAUCUGGAAUGUCGUUCGUGGACAGACUAAAUUUUGUAUCCAUUCACGAUGAUGCUUACAACAAAAGGAUUUCAGAAAUAAUAACUGUUCUUGCACGAAGUUCUCUGAUUUAA